This is a messenger RNA of Paracoccidioides brasiliensis Pb18, 1131 nucleotides long. RefSeq lists its product as uncharacterized. The transcript has a single exon. The record is from RefSeq and is a predicted model, not a curated record. Bases 1 to 1131 code for a protein of 376 amino acids.
AUGGACGAUGUCCCUGAUGUCCCCGAUAUUCCAGAGGAGCUUGAAGACAAGGAAAUUCUAUUCUCUGGCGAUUUCACCGCUGAAGAGCUUUCAGCUCGAGCCGAACUCUACGAAAAAAUAAAUGUCGCAGUCAACGGAUAUAUGAACGUUCCGUUUGGCAGUUGGGACUGUCUUACCUUUCAAUUACGCGAGAUAAACUACAAAAUCCGGUUGAACGAACUGGAAUGUCGCGUCAGCGAAAGGAUUUUCGCACCAGCGGAGGACAGUGUCGAGUUUGCCAGAAAAGUGAAGCAUUAUCGUGAGGAGCAGCUUGUCUAUUUCGGAGAGCGGGAUCGCCUUGGAAGAGAAAUGUGGCACCUAUUUCGAAACACCAUCGGAGAGAAGCCGGAUGCCAAACGCGCUGAAAAUCGCCAGGCUAAAUUUGCGGACCUAGUUUUGUCCUUGACGGAAGAUAUUACCCCGGAAGAACAACAGACCUUUGUGAAUAACCUGGAAAACGCAUACUGCCCUGAAGGCUCGCCGGAGGGCGAAGUUUGGUGCCCUAUUGCGGUGGGCUGGAUAAAAAAAUCAGACGUGGGUGCAGCCCACAUCUUCCCGACCAUAGCUGGACAGGGAAACAUGGUUCUUGUUUUCGCGGAGGGCCCUGAUAUUGAUAUCAACGGGGCCAAAAAUGGACUUUUCUUACCCCCGCGUGUCAAGGAGGCGUUUGAGAAGUUCCAGAUUGUCAUCAUACCGGAGGAUGUUAGCGCCAAUCCCCCAGAGUUCGAGUUCAGAGUCCUCGAUACGUCUCUCCAUUCUCAAAUGGGGACUCAGGAUAUGACCUUCAACGAAUUGAACCAAAGAAAACUCAUAUUCCAACCGGAAAAUGCCUUUAGGCCGAGUAUGCAGUAUCUUCACUUUCAUUUUGCUGUGGCUAUGCUGCUCAGGUCGAGGAGGGGAGGGGCUUCUGACAAACUACCGGACUGGGUGACCUCUGGGCUCAGGGGCGUCUGGGAGGACCCAACUAUUAUUAUAUGCGAAGAUCUGCUUCUGGGUUUUGUUCAGGCACUCGAGGCGUAUUGGGAGGAAUCUGAGAGGGACAGAGCAGAAAAACAGCGGCUUUUAGAAGACGAUGCUGAGAACAAAAUGUGA